Molecule: messenger RNA, 840 nt
Organism: Aspergillus ruber CBS 135680
Lineage: Eukaryota; Fungi; Ascomycota; Eurotiomycetes; Eurotiales; Aspergillaceae
Gene: pre8
Product: proteasome core particle subunit alpha 2
Exons: 5
Coding region: 1-840 (279 amino acids)
Biological process (GO): ubiquitin-dependent protein catabolic process
Cellular component (GO): proteasome core complex; proteasome core complex, alpha-subunit complex
Source: RefSeq, a predicted model, not a curated record
AUGGCGGACCGUUACUCGUUCUCGUUGACCACCUUCUCGCCCAGCGGGAAGCUGGUGCAGAUUGAAUAUGCCUUGAACGCCGUCAACCAGGGUGUCACUGCUAUCGGAAUCAAAGCAACGAACGGAAUUGUGCUUGCUACCGAAAAGAAGUCAUCAUCGCCGCUCAUUGAUCCUCCUUCCCUCUCCAAGAUUUCCUUGAUCACACCGGACAUUGGCAUGGUCUAUGCGGGAAUGGGUCCCGACUACCGUGUUCUUGUUGAUAAGGCACGGAAGGUUUCCCACACUGCUUACAAGCGGAUCUACAACGAAUACCCCCCGACUCGGAUUCUCGUGCAAGAUGUCGCCCGUGUCGUGCAAGAAGCAACACAGUCUGGUGGUGUCAGGCCAUACGGUGUUAGCUUGUUGAUUGCAGGAUGGGAUGAGGGUGUUGAGCCCAACACAGGAGAGGCUCAGCGGGGUGACGAUGAAGAUGAUGUCAAGAAGGCGACUGGCCAGACCGGGGGUAUUCUCAAGGGCGGCCCAAGCUUGUAUCAGGUUGACCCCAGCGGUAGUUACUAUCCCUGGAAGGCGACGGCCAUUGGCAAGCACGCAACCAGCGCAAAAACAUUCCUUGAGAAGCGGUACACCGAAGAGCUGGAGCUUGAAGACGCCAUUCAUAUUGCUCUGCUGACUCUGAAGGAGAGCAUUGAGGGUGAAAUGAACGGUGACACAAUAGAGCUCGGCAUUGUUGGUGACCCUGCCGAUAGCCUGCUGGGCUACGAAGGUGUUGAGGGGGCCCGGGGACCGCGGUUUAGGAAGUUGACGAAGGAGCAGAUUGAGGAUUAUCUCAGCCAUCUAUGA